GCACAAAACCUGCACCUGUUUCCUGGGUGGAAGCUGUUCAUGUAACGCCCACAUGCACAGUGUCUGCACCAGAAUAUAAGGAUGCAUACAUCUGGACAUUCACAUGAACAUCCUCUCAUCCAACACAGAGUAAGACAUCUCUGAAGAAAACAGUUCACAUCAUUUAUAAGAGAUCAGAAGCGAAGAUGAUUUCAACAGCUGUUAAAAGCACAAAGAGCCUUCACCAACUAUCAAGGCACAUUCACAAGUCAUCUGCAAAAGUGGCUGACGAAAACCAGUUAGAAGAAUCCGUCACCAACAGUUUUGCCUCAUUCAUCCAUGAGAUCCGCCCCGAUCACCUCUCUGAUAUUGUGCGGCACAGAAGUAAGCGCAUGAUCCUGGACAGCAUUGGGGUCGGACUGGUUGGUAGCACAACUCAUGUCUUCAAUAUCGUGGUGAAAUACUGCCAGGAUCUAUACUUUUCAACAUCUAGAAAUUCUGCCCUUUGUUCAGUCUAUGGACAGAAAGGUUUAAAGCUCUCUCCAACCCUGGCUGCCUAUGCCAAUGGAGUUGCUGCUCACUCCAUGGACUUUGAUGACACAUGGCAUCCUGCCACACACCCUUCUGGUGCCGUGCUUCCUGCCAUCCUGGCACUGUCACAGAUACUUUCACAAGGCAGAGAGAUCAGUGGUGAGGAACUGCUGACGGCUUUCAAUGUAGGGAUUGAAAUACAAGGAAGACUUAUGGGUUUCUCCAGCGAAGCAAAGAGCAUUCCUAAAAAAUUUCAUCCACCAUCCGUGGUUGGCACCAUGGGAAGUGCUGCAGCAUCAGCCAAACUCCUCUCAUUAGAUAAAGAUCAAUGCACUCAUGCCCUGGCGAUUGCAGCCUCCCUUGCUGGUGCUCCAAUGGCAAAUGCUGCCACCCUGGCUAAACCCCUGCACAUUGGCAAUGCCACAAGGUUAGGUCUGGAAGCUGCUAUCCUGGCUGCUAAGGGAAUGGAGGCCAAUACUCUCAUACUUGAUGAUGUGCCUGGCUGCGCUGGGUUUAGUGCAUUUUAUGGCGAUUACCAGCCUACGUCAUUAUCUCCACCAGGAAAACAUUAUGAAUUUCUCCUUGAGAAGCAAGACAUUGCAUUCAAGUCUUUUCCUGCACAUCUAGGAAUGCACUGGGUCGCUGAUGCUGCUGUCUCAGUUAGGAAUCGAGUUGUCCAACAAUAUGGCUCAUUUGACUCAUCCGCUAUUCAGUCUAUUGUUCUUAGAGUUCCAGUAUCCAAAUACAUUAACAGGCCCUAUCCAGACUCAGAGCACCAGGCUCGUCACUCUUUCCAGUUCAAUGCCUGCACCGCACUCCUGGAUGGCGAAGUCAACAUCCGCUCCUUCCAUGAAGAUACCAUGUUUCGUACAGAACUCGAGAAUCUCCUGAGCAAAGUGGUGGUGGAACAUCCUCAAGAUAAUGAAGCCAACUUUGACAAGAUGUAUGCAGAGGUGGCUGUGCUGCUGAGAAAUGGGGAUCUGGUGACCGGGAAAUGUGACACUUUUUAUGGGCAUUGGAGAAAACCACUCAGCCGGGAAUCACUGCUGAAGAAAUUCACCUCCAAUGCCAGACAUGUCCUGCAGGAGAACCAGGUGCAAGGAGUAAUACAGAUAGUAGACAAUCUGGAGAGUGUCAAAGACAGCUCCCUACUGCCAUUGCUACUUCAGUAACUCACAUAAGAAUAACUUUGACUCUGUUUACAACAAUCCUAAUGCGGGACUUUAGGAGGAUACUGUAUUUAUUAAUCAGUGUACAGUAUAGUAUUUAUGAUAGAUAUUUCUUAUCGGAUGUAUGACAAAAAUGAUGUUGCUAAAGUUCUACAAUAUGUAACAUAGAUCUCAAAAAACAAAAAUAGUUAUAUAUUGAAAGAGCAUCAUUAUUACUUUGCUAAAAUGAUUUUAAAGAUGGACAUCAUCAUUCCCUAAAUCUCUGGUCUAUAAUAGUCCGAUGUGUCUGGUGAGGUUUGGCAACUUCUAAAUUCACCACAAGCUCCGUAUAUUAUGGGCAUAAUAAUGAUAUUGAGGACUUACAUUUCAUGGUGAAGCAAAAUCCUUUCCCAUCAGACACCCUAGUGCACAUGUGACAUACCCUCCCUCAGUUGCUCAGUUAUAUAAGUGUGCUAGAAUAUAUUGUGCAUUAAGAUGUACUAUUAGGUGUAAUCAUUUCAUGACAUCAAUAAAUCAUGAGACGCCAGGUGUCACGUGCCUCACUUAUCUUACUGGAUCCUAGUGAAUUAAUAAUCUGAAUAUUGCUUAGGCUGACUAAAUGGUAUCCGGUCUCUAGGUCGACCACACUUAGGUCGACAGUCAUUAGGUCAACCAUUAUUGGCCGACAUGCAUUAGGUCGACAUGGUUUCUAGGUCAACAUGGUCACUAGGUCGACAUGACAAAAGGUCAACAUGAGUUUUUCACAAUUUUUUUCAUUCUUUGAACUUUUUCAUACUUUACGAUCCAUGUGGACUAUGAUUGGGAACAGUAACCUGUGCCAAGCACAGUGGUAGUGGAGCAAGGAACCUUGCCCGAAGCAUGGUGAGUGAAGCGAGCCAUGCGAGGGGACACCGUGCACUAAUUGGGGUUCCCGGUCAUUCUAUGAAGAUAACGACACCAAUUUUUUCCCCUUCAAAAAACUCAUGUCGACCUUUUGUCAUGUCAACUUUGCUUAUGUCGACCUAUUUUGGGUGUCGACUUAGUCACUGUCAACCAAUAGUGGUCUACCUAGACACUGUCGACCUAAGUGUGGUCGACCCGUUGAACCACACCUGACUAAAUGAGCGUAGGAUGAGAAAUGGUGGGUUAUACUAUUUCUCCUGACCAUUUACAGGCACCCUAUUAAAUACUGAUAUAUUUUGCUUUUUAGCACAUAUAUUUCUUAAACUGUUUUUUUUUUAAAGAAUAUUUACAUUUAUUUAUAUUUUAGUGUGCUUAUAGGUGCCUGUUCAGAAGUGUCCACAUGUGAAAUGCAGAUGUUGCAUUAUUUACAUAUGUAAAUAUACAGAAUAUUAA
Messenger RNA from Pseudophryne corroboree (corroboree frog), 3014 nucleotides. RefSeq names its product cis-aconitate decarboxylase-like. The transcript has 6 exons. The record is from RefSeq and is a predicted model, not a curated record. Gene Ontology annotation, biological process: defense response. Gene Ontology annotation, molecular function: aconitate decarboxylase activity. NCBI's taxonomy places the organism in Eukaryota, Metazoa, Chordata, Amphibia, Anura, Myobatrachidae. Gene Ontology annotation, cellular component: mitochondrion. Bases 186 to 1682 code for a protein of 498 amino acids.